CCGGAGGAGGCACAGCACCAUGCUGCGGCUGGGCCGGGCGGGCCGGCGGCUGCUGCCGCGGGAGCUGCUGCGGCGAGGCCGCGGCUCGGGGCCGGAGGGCGUCCCGCGGCGCGGCGCGGAGGUGCUGGUGGGCACAGCCGGCGGGGACGGCAGCGGUAUUGCUGAAAUCCUAAUGAACCGACCCCACGCAAGAAAUUCAUUGGGAAAAGUAUUUGUAAAUGAACUGUUCGGCGCUCUGGAACAACUCUGCCUUGAUGAGAAGGUUCGUGUGGUGGUGUUCAAGAGCGAGGUGAAAGGUGUUUUCUGUGCUGGUGCAGACUUAAAGGAACGUGCAAAGAUGGAUGAUGCAGAAGUUGGACACUUUGUUAGAAGGCUGAGAAAUCUCAUGGAUGAAAUAGCUGCCCUGCCUGUACCCACAAUUGCUGCAAUAGAUGGCUACGCAUUGGGUGGUGGACUAGAACUGGCAUUAGCUUGUGACCUUCGAGUAGCAGCUUCAUCAGCUAAAAUGGGCCUUAUUGAGACCACAAGAGGCCUUCUUCCUGGAGCAGGUGGAACCCAGCGCCUGCCCAGGUGUGUUGGAAUAGGUCUUGCAAAGGAACUCAUUUUCACUGGCAGACAGAUCGAUGGACAAGAAGCCUUCUCCAUGGGAUUAGUAAAUCACACAGUGCCUCAAAAUGAUGUGGGAGACGCAGCUUACCAGAGAGCAUUAGCUUUGGCUAAAGAAAUCCUUCCUCAGGCUCCAUUUGCUGUGAAAAUGGGAAAACUGGCAAUAAACAGAGGAAUGGAGGUUGACAUUGCGUCAGGGAUGGCUAUUGAGGGGAUGUGUUACGCCCAGAACAUUCCGACAAGAGACCGUCAGGAGGGGAUGGCUGCCUUCAGGGAGAAACGGCCACCUCAGUUCACUGGCAAAUAAAGCUUCCUAGCUUCCUUUGGCUUCUUUGAGGGUGAAAUAGGACUGAAGAGGACACACUCAUUUCUUAGAAUCAUCUUUAUGACUGCAUUCUGUGUACUUAACUCCUUGCCUUGGACUGCAUUUUCUGAAUACUCCACUGGAUCAUUUUGCUGUGAGAAUUUCCAAAUAAAGACUUACCUUCGUACA
Messenger RNA from Colius striatus (speckled mousebird), 1099 nucleotides. It is a transcript of the gene ECHDC2, whose product is annotated as enoyl-CoA hydratase domain containing 2. Gene Ontology annotation, biological process: fatty acid beta-oxidation. NCBI's taxonomy places the organism in Eukaryota, Metazoa, Chordata, Aves, Coliiformes, Coliidae. Gene Ontology annotation, molecular function: enoyl-CoA hydratase activity. The coding region runs from base 20 to 913 and encodes 297 amino acids. The transcript has 10 exons. Gene Ontology annotation, cellular component: mitochondrion. The record is from RefSeq and is a predicted model, not a curated record.